AAGCAGUCGUCUUCUUCGUUUGGAUCUCGUUUUAUGAACCCACCGGAAGAACCCAACUACGUUUCUGUUUCCGAUUGGAGCUUCACCGGCACUUCAGUGCUCGCUUCUCUUGUCGGUUAAAAACAAAUUUCUCAAAAGUGUGAGCUUCGUUUGAUGAUUUUUUUCUGGGGUUUGAUUCAAUUACAGAGAAGCCAUGAACACUCACAAUAGUCGAAACGCGAAAUGGAAACAGAGAGAGCUCGUUCUUCUACUGUUAUACGCCAUCGCCUUCUAUGCUUAUGUAGUAUGGAGAUCGCUUCGUCUCUCUCACGAUCAUUACUUCAAGCUCUAUGGUUUAGCUCCUGGCUGGCUCAUUCCUAAUCGACGUAAUGAUGUUUCUGAUGCUCAAUGGAGAAAUUUUCGUGGGAAUUUGCCGAUUCUAACUGAGUUGUUUCCGCAUUCACUUCCAGUGUCAUUUACAUUCUCUCGAUUGCAACAGCCAAUUUCCUUCUUGUUAAGGUUUUUGCAAGGACAAAAUACUUUCCUUACAUGCUUUGGACAUUCAACAUAUUUUUUCUCUUCUGCAAUCGCAUUUAUGAAGGAUAUUCGUUUUCCAUUUUCGGGCAACAGUUUGAAUUCCUGGACAACUUUAGGGGCACAUUUAGAUGGCAUAUAUGCUUCAAUUUUGUUGUUCUGCGCAUGAUAAGUUUUGGAAACGAUUAUCACUGGGGCCAACUGGACUCUCAUUUUGAUGAGGAG
Molecule: messenger RNA, 738 nt
Organism: Camelina sativa (false flax)
Lineage: Eukaryota; Viridiplantae; Streptophyta; Magnoliopsida; Brassicales; Brassicaceae
Source: RefSeq, a predicted model, not a curated record